Pieris napi is the source of this 1479-nucleotide messenger RNA. RefSeq lists its product as uncharacterized. The record is from RefSeq and is a predicted model, not a curated record. The transcript is spliced from 4 exons. Lineage: Eukaryota; Metazoa; Arthropoda; Insecta; Lepidoptera; Pieridae. The coding region runs from base 114 to 608 and encodes 164 amino acids.
GCAAACGCGAGGUUAUUGUAUCUUUUCACUUUUGUAGCCAACUUCACUUCGUAAAUGUUCGAUCUCUUUUAGCUACGUCGAGACUUGCUCGUACAGGAAUUGCGCGUUUCGACAUGGCUUUAUCAGUUGGACUACCGUUAUCUGGGUUGGAGACAGAAAAAUUUAACUCGUUUAGUCAUAUCAUAGACAUAGCAGGUCUUGCAAAGUCCCAGACGAGUCCUAGCCCAUCUGUCUCCAGUGAAUCUAGUGGCAUCGGGUCAUUAGGUUCGCUCAAGUCCGAGUCCCUAAACAAUGACUCCUUGCCAUCUAGUCCUCAGACCACAGAGAAGAAGUUAUUUCAACCUUUUCCGCAACCUCAGCCACGUCCAAUAGAAAAGCGGGAUGUCAAAGUAGUUAGUGGAGGCAGAGAUAUCCUUAAUCUAAUGGGUAACUUAACUGAUCCUCGAUGGAACUACCGUGCUACAGUGCUGCCUCCCAACAACCCUGCACUGUUCUUUGCUAACCGCUCACAGUAUCAUCGAUUGGGACCAUAUGGAACACGCACACAGUAUGUAAAAGAUACCUGCCGUGACUGCGGCUUCUCAUGGGUUGUAGCCGCUACAGACUAGCCAGACCAAGAGUCAUUUUAAACUCUAACCAUGGGUGCUGAAUCACAUCAAGAUAGUGUCAUAUUAUGGUGCUUAAUGUCGCACCAGCAGCUUUAGAUGAAUUUUAGAAAAACGGACUAGUUGUCACAUGUUCUGACAGAUGCCUAUUUAUAAAAUUAUUUUGCAAAAUAUGAACUUGAAUUAUAAUUGCUAACUUGUGAUAUUCCUAAAGUAUAAAUUCUAUCUUGAUGUGAGUUCAGCCGUAGUUGAUGACUGUGGAAUAUGUAUAUGAUUGUCGUCCCAUGAAUUUGUAGAAUUACAUUUUAAAUGUGACUUAAAACUGUGAUCUUAAUUUAAACAAAGCAAUUUUUGACAAAUUCUAUAAAUGCGCGACAAUGCAUAUAUAUAUUUUUGAUUUUUUUAACUUAUUGUGUGAUAAUUUUAAGUUUACGAUAUUUAUUUUAAUUACCCACAAAGAAAUCGGCAUUUUAGAUCCAAUAAUGGAUCAAUACUCAAACCUCAAAUUCCAUAUCAUAAGUUUAAUGUAGACAGAAAGUUUUUGUUUUAGGAUAUUACACUACAUUUAGUUCCUUUUAGAAAUUUUAAUAAUUUAUUGUCCAAAGAAUUUAAUUGUUGUAAUCUUCAAAUUAUAUUAAAUUAAUGGAAUAGUCAAUGUGCAGUAAUCGGUACUAUAAUCAAAUAUGUAGUUGUUUUAAAUCAAUUCUUGUUUUUAUGACCAAUUAUAAAUUAAUAUUUUAGGUAUGAUAUUAACAUGAGCACAUCCCACCAUUUAAUCAUUAUGGUACCAUUCUAAUAUUGUGUGCAAUUCAAUUCAGCUUAUGAAUUUGAUGUAUUCCACAGUCAUUUUUGAUUUUAUAGAGAUCGUUAAACC